Messenger RNA from Microthlaspi erraticum, 444 nucleotides. NCBI's taxonomy places the organism in Eukaryota, Viridiplantae, Streptophyta, Magnoliopsida, Brassicales, Brassicaceae. The record is from the annotation of a GenBank genome assembly.
AUGCUCAUGCCUUCAUCUCUAAGUGUGAGGCUUGUCAAAAGGCAGGGAACAUCACGGAGGAACGAGAUGCCUCAGAAUCCUAUCUUGGAAGUUGAAGUGUUUGACGUAUGGGGAAUAGACUUUGUUGGUCCUUUCAACCCGACUCUCACGGCAACUUACAUUCUAGUGCCGUUGACUAUGUCUCAAAAUGGGUGGAAGCAUAGCCGCACCAACCAACGAUGCCAAAGUGGUCCUCAAGCUGUUCAAGACUAUAAUCUUUCCGAGGUUUGGGUUCCAAGAUGUGUGAUCAGUGAUGGAGGAUCUCACUUUGUCAACAAGGUGUUUGAAAACCUUUUGAAAAAGUAUGGGGUGAAGCACAAGAUAGCCACACCAUACCACCCUCAAACUAGUGGUCAAGUGGAGGUUCUAACAAGCAAAUCAAAGCCAUACUCCACAAGACAGUGA